Morone saxatilis (striped sea-bass) is the source of this 4189-nucleotide messenger RNA. It is a transcript of the gene dpf2, whose product is annotated as D4, zinc and double PHD fingers family 2. Lineage: Eukaryota; Metazoa; Chordata; Actinopteri; Moronidae. Gene Ontology annotation, biological process: nervous system development. The record is from RefSeq and is a predicted model, not a curated record. Gene Ontology annotation, cellular component: nBAF complex.
UACACCUGGACAGACGACACACAGACGACACACAGCGCGGUCACAUCGCGCUCACACAGCCACCGACGGCGUCGCGGGCGAGCUUAGCGACAUUUCCAGUGACUUGGUGAGGUUAGCCAACGUUGUCGGACCGUCGUGUGUGUGUUGUUCACAUCCUGGAAAUGGAAGUGUAAGUUAGCGGACACGCAGAUGACGCUUCUGAAACACAAAUCACGGGUCUGUUUUAAUAGCCCGUGCGUCAAUUGGAGCAUAAACGUACUAAUAGAGAGAUAUUCUGGUUACUUGUUGUGUCUUUUGUAACCGAGGAGCCGCCGCGGUGCUAACGUCGGUAAAAGUGUGGCAGCUAGGUGGCUCGCCCGCUAACAGGCUACAGAGAGGGACGGUGGCUCGGAGCCGCGGUGACUGGCCGAGUACUGGAGAAUGAAUGAAAGACUGGCCUCGGAACAGCUCCCUUCAUGUGGGCUUGCAAUCUACCGCAGCUCUCUCGCUGCCAUAUGAGUAACUCUUUGGGGCUGUGAAGUUUUCCAGCGACCCGUAAUAUAACCUGGUUGUGCUGAAAACGUGUUUCCAUUUCCGUUGUCUUUCUCUACUUCGCGUCGGUUCCUCGCGGUGGUUGACGUUUUUGCGGUAAUUAGCGAUGGGGUUGGGAGAGCAGUACUACAGAGAUGCCAUGGAGCAAUGUCACAACUACAAUGCCAGACUCUGUGCUGAGAGGAGCGUCCGAAUGCCGUUCCUUGACUCCCAGACCGGUGUUGCUCAGAGCAACUGCUACAUUUGGAUGGAAAAGAGACACAGGGGACCAGGCAUGGCUCCAGGGCAGCUCUACACCUACCCAUCCAGGAGGUGGAGGAAGAAACGGCGCUCUCAUCCUCCGGAGGACCCCCGGCUUAUCUUCCCUCCUGUCAAGUCAGAGGUAGAUAUUGGACUGAAGAAGGAUGCUCUGUUAUCAGCGGAUGGCAGCAGCCUGGAGGCCCUGCUCAAGGGCGACUCCUUGGAAAAACGGACAACCACAGAGCUCCGAGGGUCUGAGGAGGAUUCAAACCAGAGUGAUUACACCGGAGGCCUCAACCCUGCUGCUCGGAUUAGAAAGAGAGUCCUUGAGCCAGAUGACUUCCUGGACGACCUGGAUGAUGAAGACUAUGAGGAAGACACACCUAAAAGAAGAGGCAAAGGGAAGGGAAAGGGUCGAGGAGUGGGCAGUACCCGUAAGAAGUUGGAUACAGCAGCACUGGAGGACAGAGACAAGCCGUACGCCUGUGACAACACUAUCAAACAAAAGCAUAUUUCAAAACCUUCUGAAAGAGUCUGUGGGAAGCGCUACAAGAACCGUCCCGGCCUGAGCUACCACUAUGCCCACUCCCACCUGGCUGAGGAGGAGGGGGAGGAGAAGGAAGAGCUGGAGAUCAACGAGCCGGCCCUGCCAGUGCCCGACGAGCCUAAAACUCCCAAGAAAGGUCCAGACGGCCUCGCGUUGCCUAAUAAUUACUGUGAUUUCUGCCUGGGAGACUCCAAAACCAAUCACAAGACUGGCCAGUCAGAAGAGCUGGUGUCCUGCUCCGACUGUGGACGCUCAGGCCACCCCUCCUGCCUGCAGUUCACUCCUGUGAUGAUGGCCGCUGUGAAGACGUACCGCUGGCAGUGCAUAGAGUGCAAGUGCUGCAACAUGUGUGGCACCUCAGAGAAUGACGAUCAGCUUCUGUUCUGUGACGACUGUGAUAGAGGCUAUCAUAUGUAUUGUCUCAACCCACCCAUGUCUGAACCUCCAGAGGCCCCCCCCCCUGCCCACACUCAUCACUCAACCGUCCCGCCGCAGUAUGGUUUACCCUUCAAGAUAGAUGAUAAACUCCCCUGACGAGCUGACCGCGGAGGAAGUGUGUCCAGAACAGACAAUAAAUCAUGAAAAGGGAAGUAUCCCUUACCAAACGGGCCUCAGUUAGCUUCAGAUAUGACUGUUGCACAGUUCCAAGCUCAGAUUCAGCCCCAUCGAUUUUUAUUUUCACCUCUUUGCCACACCAAUUUGAGCACAACUAAAUUUCAACAAGAUACCCCGCAUAAAUAGCCAACUUCCUGUUCAGGUUUUUUUUACACAUACGCCUACACAAAGUUGCUUUCCUUCUCUAUCCUGCAAUGUACUGAUUUUAUGACAAGAGCAGAAAUAGAGCUUUGAAUCAAGUAGCAUGCCUUUGCUUGCUCAUCUUAAAAAGAGACAUUUUAUAAUAUUUAUAUAUUUCUAUGGUAUAUAAUAGUGUUACGUAUGUACAAAUUGGAAAAAAGAAUGGUCAUGUAAUGGUCUUUUAAUUAGUGCCCAUCUCAUCAUUACAUGUUCCUUUAUGGCACUGCUGGCAUUUGGUGAUUCACUUGAAAAGAGUCAAAGAGAUCUGCUGAGACUGUAAAUGAUUUUCCAUCUCAUCCACUGCCACUGGCCACACACUGGCGCGCACAGAAACUUUAAAACAAAACAGGAACGAUGAAUAGAAACCCCCGACAGGCUCCUCAGAGUGGCUCCAAAGGCUGAAGGACUUCAGGGAUUGCAGGUUAGACUUUAGUCAAGUUGUGGACUCGAUUAUGUUAGCGGCGGAUUGAGUUGCACAGAGCUCAAGAGGAUGCAUAUUGAGAAUGUUUCAUUAAGUGUUCAGACUUCAGACUUUGGGGCCUCUGACAUGAGGUUGUCACUGGACUGAAAACUGUCUUCAAUCUGCACACCUGCCCUUUGUUUGACAGAAGUGAUAAUGUUACAAUUCUGAUGACUAUUCCAAAAAACAAAUCCUACUUGCAUUAUCAGCCAGGUAAAGGGAUAAAAAGUCUUCAUUGCUGUGUUCUAGCAGUUUGCUGAUCAUGCACCAUAUCCAACGUCUGCUGAUGUUGUGACACCACUAGAUUAUUUUAAUAUAAUUGAGGACUAUGCGACCUUGCAGAUGGUCACUUGCUGACAAUAUUAAAGCAAUAUAAGGGCUGCUGUAGGAUGAUGGGAGUCACUUUAGGCUCUGUUGGCAGAUAAUGUGCGAUAAUGUAAAUUUUCUUUUUCAGAAAAUGCUAUAACAGAUAGGGGACUAUGGCAGCAAUUAUGGAUGGCUCCAUAUUGUAAAAAAGAGAUUAUAAUGUGUAUAUGUAUAGUCCUAUGGAGAAACCGACCUUUUUGUUACUGCUUUCGUAGUUUAAUUAUGCAAUGGUUUCCUUCUGUGGCAAGGCUAAAAGAAAAAGUCUGGCUGAACUGCUAAAGCAGUUACUUUACCUCAAACAGAAACAGUAUUUAAAGGGUUGAAAUAUGCUGUUGAUAGAUGGGACAAAGGCAGCGGGAUGAAUAGCAAUUACAGCUACAGUGUCUGCUUCAAUAACUACAUAUUCUACAGGUAAACAAGUGCAUGCUCCGUAAUUGUUUGCACUCAUAUGCUACGUAGUCGUCUCAGCGUUAGGUUGGCAAGGGUGUUGGGGAAGUGGUGUAAUAUAAAUUAACCAUGCUAUCAUGUCGUUUCCAACUAACAAUUACUAAGCAUUACACAAGUAUAACUCGGUUUAUUUUCUCAUCACAUUUAAACUUAUUUAGAGACAGUGGCUACUAGAAUAUUUUGCUGGUUUUUGUAUUCAUGGAUGAUGUUUGUGUACCUGAUGUGUGGGACAUUUUGGGACUUAAAUGGAAGUUGCUUACUAGUUAAUCCUGUGAUCCGGGUCUCACCUGAGCCGCUCUCUUCCAAAGCUUGAAACAAGAAGCAAAGCCCAUAAUGUGAUUAAGACAAAUUCUGGAGCUGCACUAUCCACACUGAAUGAUAAGGUAAUAAUGGACCCAGUGUACACCUUCUAGGCCAUUAACAAGAAGGAAGUCCACCUGUUGUCAUAGUAUAAUUGUAUAUAGUUAUUAUUUUUUAAAGAUGUUUUGUUGUUUUGGGCUUUUUGCCUUUAUUGGCUUGGACCAGCAAGAGAGAGAGAGAGAGAGAGAGAGGAUGACGACAUGCAGUAAUUAAUCGGAUUCAGUACAUGGUGUGCGCCCCAUUAUUUUUUAAUAUCAGAUUAUGGUCCUCUGGUCUUUAGCUUUGGGAGAGAAUUGUUCAUUAUGACAAAUAAUGUUUAAACCAAGAUCAUAGGUUUACAUAGUAGGUGAAUUCUCUUAGAGUGGACUUUUUUUUUGGAUUGUGAUGGAAUGUUUUAUUGUACGAAAUUUGUCUUCAGGAAAAUAAAAUACUAGGCACUAUAA